AUGGCAAUUAUAUUAUUAUUUGUGCUACUAGACAAAGGAUCUGUUAAUGGCCUCUUGAGGAUUGGUGAAAUUAACAAACUCCACGACCCCAAUCUAGAAAAUAUAACUACUUAUUGGACAAUUUCCACUGUAAUUGAAUCUCUAAUAUAUACAUCGUCAUUAGUAAUGAGUGGUUAUUGCAUUUUUCUAAUUACAAGAAUUAAAAUGCACAGUAACAGCCCCGUAUAA
This is a messenger RNA of Babesia microti strain RI, 228 nucleotides long. RefSeq lists its product as hypothetical. The record is from RefSeq and is a predicted model, not a curated record. Lineage: Eukaryota; Apicomplexa; Aconoidasida; Piroplasmida; Babesiidae. The transcript is spliced from 3 exons. The coding region runs from base 1 to 228 and encodes 75 amino acids.